ACUGAUAAUGCAUCUGAAGCCCUUCCUUAUUGUUUUGUUGAUCUUCAUAAUAAAUGAAGAUGCAUCACUCUCAGAGAAAGUUGACAGUGACAACAGAGUACAUAUAAGUGACAUCGGUAGCCAUACCUUCAUAAGGCAUAGAGAAAAAAGGCGUAUCCUGGGAGCUGAACACGAGUACUUCCGGGCAUAUUACUAUGAGAAAGGUCUCCUGCGUGUUUACAACAGUUUGAGACGUGACGGAUUAAUAGAUGAUUGGAGUCCACUAGGGGCAACUUCAUACAGUAACGCCAUUGCUACGUCAACAGAUUAUUACAGAGUGCAAGCAGAAGCAGGUCAAAACGUGGAUGCCCAAAUAAACCGAAUUCAACGUAUCCUAGCCUACCGGCGUCAAGACGCUCGAAAUCACGGUGGUGGUGAUGAGGGUCAUAACUUAAAUAUUGCUAACUGGCAGAAUGGAUUGGAGAGAAUUCAGGGUGGUCAAGAUCGAUAUGAGUGUCGUCGUACAUACAUAGUUCAUGAUGAGCUGAGAAAGAGAAGCGUCAGUUAUCGAGGAUGGAGCAGGCGUCGUGUCUCGAGCCGCAGAGGAGGAAGCAGGAGCCGUCUCCCAGGCAACAGAGGAGGAAGCAGACGAUUUAUCCCAAACCGAGGACGAAGUGGCAGACGGUUGUUCUGCUGAUUUAAGAACAUAUUUGCAUUUGAAUUUUAAAUAUGCUUAAAUGUUUCUCAUGAAUGCAUUCUGAAAUUUCAAAAUGAAUUUUUUUCAAAGGCAAA
Molecule: messenger RNA, 771 nt
Organism: Saccostrea echinata
Lineage: Eukaryota; Metazoa; Mollusca; Bivalvia; Ostreida; Ostreidae
Exons: 4
Coding region: 8-676 (222 amino acids)
Source: RefSeq, a predicted model, not a curated record